This is a messenger RNA of Entrophospora sp. SA101, 2898 nucleotides long. The record is from the annotation of a GenBank genome assembly. NCBI's taxonomy places the organism in Eukaryota, Fungi, Glomeromycota, Glomeromycetes, Entrophosporales, Entrophosporaceae.
AUGUAUAGAAAUUUAGCAGUAAGGACAAGUCGCUUUGGUUUUAAUUUUUGCAAGCAUGGAUCUAUUUACAACCUUAAGCAUCAUAAAUUUGUACCAACUUUUUCAAAAACCAGCUUAAUAAGAAAUGUUUCGAAUCAACCAAACGAUUCUUCUAAUGGAAACACCCCACCAUUAAAACCAGUUCAAGAUAAUAACAAAACUAAUUCUGAUUCUUCAAACACCGCGAAAGAGAUACCUGCAUCUACUGUCGCUAGUGAGGAAACUGAGAAUAAUAGACAGGCAACUGAAGAAUCUCAUUCACAGCCUUCUGAGAAUAGUCCAACAGAAAAUGUUGGAGAGCUUCUUUUGAGAUCACCGAGACGUAAACGAAGCACGACGCGUCUACGAUCUCGAGCGUCCAAACCAAUAAACCAGUAUAAACCAGUGAUACCACAGUUAUUUUUAAAAGAAAAUUAUCUUUGUUACAAAGAUAACACUCAUUCAUUUGAUAAAAUGUCUUAUCCUCUGGAAGACGGUAUUCGUGAUGAAAUCAUAUACAGUGCACGUGCUAAUCUAUUACCAUUACCAAGGAGUGAUACAGUGCCUGCACGGAGAGGCCAUUUAUUGUUGAAUUGUCCAAUAGAAGGUGCAUCAUUUUAUUUGGACGCGGUUGUUAAAAGUGUUGCUGCUUCUCUACAAGCCGAUCUGUUGACAUUUGAUAGACAGGAUCUUAUGGAGUUAACUGCAAGCAUGUUUUCACGUAAGGGUAAUGUCACACCAUGGCCAUUGUUUCCUGAAUUGAAAGGAUUCAACCCAUAUAUUGCCGCCUCACCAUAUUCCACAACAUCAUCGUUUUCUUCCGAAGAUGAAAUGGAUGACGAUGUGUUUAUAGAAGAAGAAGAAGGUUUCGAAUCGUCACCUACAGUUUCACGAAAUUCUAAUUUUGAAAAUAAAACAUUGGUUGAAAAUUUUCAAUAUAAUUCUACUCAAUCUAAUGGAUCUUUACGCACAGAAUUGAAAGUGAUUAUUGAGAAAGUUGAUAAAUUUUUUGAGGCUUUGGUAUCCUCUUCUCCUACUUGUGCUGAAUCUACAUCUACCUCUUCAAAUUUACCAUCACCACCCAAAAUAAUAUAUUUUCGAGAUGUUGGAGAUUUGGUUCCUACUACUUUUGGUUCGGCGAUCAUCAAUAGCUUAGUUGAUGCAGUACAAAAUCAGAGACAUGCUGGUGAUCAAAUUAUGAUUGUUGCGGGUUAUUCUCCAUCUUUAUUUGCAAUGGACAAAAAGUCAUCUACAAAUUCCAGUGUACCGUCCCACGAAAUUCAAUGGGUUGGUGUUGAUAUAUUUCCAAAUCCUGCAAUGCUUGCUGCCUUUACACACAUAGCCAUUCCUCCACCAUCAUCAUCAAAUACUGCACAAAAAUUACAAUCUUUAAUUGCAAAAGAUAAGAAUGUUGCUAUUAUACAUAUUAAUGUUCGUACAUUGAAGGCGGUUUGUGCUAGCAAAGGAGCAUUUUUCAAAAUUAAUAGUGUAAAAGAACUCGGAAAACUUAUGUCUAAACUAGAGGGGAUAGAUAGUGAAGUUUGGGGAUUUGAACGUAUUCAUCGUUUGGUGAUGAAUUCGAUUGGCAUAUGUAUUUCCAGUCAAGACGUUUCAUCAAUUAAAGGGCCGAUUUUUUUGGAAGUGGAGCAUUUUAUAAAGGCAGCAAACAUUUUGAAAGCUAAUCAUAAGCUUCGAAAAGAUUUUGUUGAAUGUGCUUCAACAAAUAAUGAAAUGUUGAACAAAAGCCCCGAAAAAUUAGUUAGCAUUGUUGGUAUUGGAGAUGGAAAAUUAAAUCUACCCAACCGAAAAAAUAUGAGAAAGGAAGACCUUGACAAGUACGAAAAAAAACUUUUAGGAUGUGUAGUAGAUCCUGAAAAUAUAUUAGUAGGUUUUUCUGAUAUCCAUAUUGCAGAGUCAACUGUACAGACUCUUCAAACAUUAAUAACUUUACCUUUAAUGAGACCACAAUCAUUUUCUUAUGGAGUUCUCAGUAAACAUUUUAUUUCUGGUGUUUUAUUGUUUGGACCACCAGGAACGGGUAAAACAAUGUUAGCUAAAGCGGUGGCAAAAGAAAGUGGUAGCACUGUAAUAGACAUUAAAUCUAGUGAUGUAUACGAUAUGUAUGUUGGUGAAGGUGAGAAGAAUGUUCGGGCAAUAUUUUCACUAGCUCGUAAAUUAUCACCCUGUGUAAUAUUUUUGGAUGAAUUAGAUGCUAUUUUUGGAUCUAGGCGUUCGGACAUACAUAAUGGAGCACAUAGAGAAAUUAUUAAUCAAUUUAUGGCAGAAUGGGAUGGUUUAACGUCCCGUAACGAAGGUGUGUUAGUGAUGGGUGCAACUAAUCGACCAUUUGAUUUGGACGAUGCAAUACUGAGAAGAAUGCCAAGAAGAAUAUUAGUUGAUUUACCUACUGAAAAAGAUCGUGAACAGAUACUUCAAUUACACCUUCGUGAUGAGAAGCUUGAUUCAUUAAUUUCAUUGGCAGAUCUUGCAAAAAUUGCUAGACUUUAUUCUGGUUCAGAUUUGAAAAAUCUAUGUAUUAGUGCAGCACUUGCAGCAGUUCGAGAGGAUGCAGAAAAGGAACAAAACAAGAGUAAUAGUGAUAAAGAGGAAUUGAAUGUUUCAGGAGACAGCAAAGAAAUGUCAAAACCAUUACAACCACCACCUAUACGAGUGUUGAAAAAUCAUCAUUUCCAACAAGCACUUAAACAGAUAACACCAUCUUGUUCUGAGGAUAUGACAAGUUUGGCAGAAUUAAGGAAAUGGGACGGAUUGUAUGGUGAUGGAGCUUGGAAUAGACAAAAACGGGUAAAAGGCAUUGGAUUUGAUGGUGAUUCAGGUUUAUCAGACGAUCAGGCCAUUGGAAAUGCCAUGCAGGCCUAG